Aspergillus tubingensis is the source of this 1134-nucleotide messenger RNA. Its product is annotated as phosphatidylinositol-3,5-bisphosphate binding protein HSV2. Gene Ontology annotation, molecular function: protein binding; phosphatidylinositol-3-phosphate binding; phosphatidylinositol-3,5-bisphosphate binding. The transcript is spliced from 5 exons. Gene Ontology annotation, cellular component: phagophore assembly site membrane; extrinsic component of membrane; cytosol. The record is from RefSeq and is a predicted model, not a curated record. Bases 1 to 1134 code for a protein of 377 amino acids. NCBI's taxonomy places the organism in Eukaryota, Fungi, Ascomycota, Eurotiomycetes, Eurotiales, Aspergillaceae. Gene Ontology annotation, biological process: autophagy of mitochondrion; protein localization to phagophore assembly site; nucleophagy.
AUGAACACCCGACAAGUUAUCGAUGAGUCUGUGGGGCCACUCUCACUCUCUGCUACAUUCAACAAUGAUACCUCCUGCUUCGCAGUUGGGUUGGACACCGGCUUCUGUGUCUUCAAUACCGACCCAUGUGAGCUCAGAGUAUCAAGAGAUUUCAAUGCCGGCAUUGGGGUAGUCAAGAUGCUUGGCCAGACGAACUACCUAGCUAUCGUUGGCGGAGGGAGACAGCCAAAGUUCCCACAAAAUAAGUUGGUCAUUUGGGAUGACGCAAGACAGAAAGCAGUAAUUACGCUGGAGUUCCGCACCUCGGUCCUGGGCGUCCGACUGUCCAAGUCGCGCAUCGUUGUCGCCCUCCUCAAUAGCAUCCACAUCUUUGCCUUCUCGAACCCUCCGCAGAAGCUUUCAUAUUUUGAGACAACGGAUAACCCACUGGGGCUGGCUUGUCUAGGGCAGCAGGUGCUCGCUUUUCCAGGUCGGUCCCCGGGCCAGGUCCAACUGGUGGAGCUUGAGACGGGGAAUGUCAGCAUCAUCCCUGCACACAGCACGCCAUUGCGCGCGAUGACAUUGAGUCCCGAUGGCGAAGUGUUGGCGACGGCGAGUGAAGCGGGCACUUUGGUCCGGGUCUUUUCUACAGCUAACUGCACCAAAAUGGCCGAGCUACGACGCGGUGUUGAUCAUGCGGUGAUAUUCUCUCUUGCCAUUUCGCCCUCGAAUCUUCUACUGGCUGUAACUUCGGAUAAGUCUACCCUGCACGUGUUCGACCUUCCGCAUCCCCGACUACCGACGAACCGUACUCCAGCUGCAGCUUCCCCGACCGAAGAACAAACAAACCAGAAAUGGGGCAUUCUCGGAAAAAUUCCACUAUUGCCAAGGGUAUUCUCUGACGUGUAUUCAUUCGCAAGCGCCCACUUUGAAAUGGGGGAGGAAGCACCACCCGGCUCGCAUUAUGUCCCGCCACUGGGUAACUCAUACGGGAGCCCGUCGAAAGGCGUCAUAGGUUGGCGCGACGAUAGGACCAUUCUUGUUAUCGGCGCCGGCAGGGAUGGUCGAUGGGAGAAGUUCGUUCUGCGCGAAGGGGACGAUGGAAAGCGGUAUUGCCUGAGAGAGGGCUGGAAAAGAUAUUUGGGAGGCAGCUGA